UGGCUACUGUGCUGCUACAGCGUUACAGCUGUUUUGGUUUCGCCAAAUUCGUCGGUUUGGGCUGUGACACUUAUCUACUUUGCACUUUCACCCUAGUUUUGACUCUGCACUGGCCAUCGAAGCUCAUUCCUGCUUCGUUAGUGGUACUUCGAAGUGAAGAAGUACCAUGGCCCCGAAUGUGAGAACUGAUGUCAUUUUGCUGGAAGGAAUGACAUGUCCAGUUUGUGUUGAGAUAAUCAACAAGAAGUUGGUAAAUCUGAGCGGUGUUGAAACUGUUCACGUGGAUUUGGAAGAAAAUGAAGCUGUUGUCAAGUAUGAUCCAAGCGAGGUGACACUGCGUGAAAUCACCCGAGCAGUAAUAGAGAGUGGCUUCAAUGCACGCACCAAGAACUCGUGUCCAAGCCUUGAAGACAUCACACUCUUUAUUGGUGGCAUGAUGUGCAAUGAGUGUGUUGGCAAAGUGACAGCAAGUGUUGCCCAAAUCAAGGGAGUCUGCCGUGUUGACGUUUCCUUGGAUAAGGGCAGAGCCAAUGUUACGUUUGAAACAACUCAAACGGACCCUCUUGCUAUUAAGUCUACCGUAAACAACCUUGGUUUUGUUGUAACUCUGCCUGAAAGUAUUCAGCCAUCAUCUGUCACUCUUUCUGUUGAGGGUGUUGCCUGCAACCUAUGUGUUAUUUCAGUUGAAAGAGUACUUUCUGCAAAACCAGGAGUGAAGUCGGUUUCCGUGUCACUUGAAGAGCAGAAGGUGCUAGUUGACUUCUGCAGCUAUGAAGUGAGAGCAUAUGACUUGUGUCGAGCUGUCUGCAAUGCAGGGUAUUCAGCAACAAUCAUCAGUGAGCAAGGGCCCCCAGACCUUGUUUCAGCAUUAUUCAGCAUCACAGGCAUGACCUGUAUGUCUUGUGUUACCUCUCUAGAAGGACUGUUGUCUCGAACUGAAGGGGUUGAAGGUGUCAAGGUGUCUCUCCAACAAGGUACUGCUGCUGUUGUCUACAUCUCAUCACUAUUGACUUGCCAAAAAAUUGUGGAAAUUAUCAGUGAUUCUGGCUAUGGCUGCCAGAUCAAGGAACAGACUCGAAAAGGCUCCACAGCAUCAGAGGACACGCCACUUCUUGAAAGACAGUUUAGCAAAGCUGCAUCAUGCCUAUUUAUUUCUUCUUUAGAUACUGGUUCAGGUGAAGCAAUGUUUUCAUCAAUGGAGAAUAGAUUGCAGUUAGCACCAACAUCAAAAGUCUCGUCAGAUUCUGUGCAUGGAAAAGAUGUGCCUUUGCAGAAAUGCUAUCUUCAUGUUAGAGGCAUGACGUGUGCCUCCUGUGUAUCAGCAGUUGAGAAAAAUCUUCUAAAGCUGAAUGGUGUAGCCCAGGCACUUGUCAGUCUUCUGUCAGAAAGAGCAGAAGUGAAGUAUGAUCCAGAAAAAGUUUCACCUAUGCAGCUUUCACAAGUGACAACAGAUCUUGGUUAUGAUGCAUCGAUCAUAGAAACAACAGAGCUUCAGCCAGGAGAAAUUGAUCUUUCAAUCAAAGGCAUGACAUGUGCCUCUUGUGUUUCCUCCAUUGAAUCUAACCUGUUGAAGCGACCGGGUGUGACAAAAGCAUCAAUCAGCCUUGCCAUGCAAAGGGGCCAUUUCGUGUUUGACACAGAACUGAUUGGUCCACGGAGACUUAUCCAAGCUAUUGAGGAGCUGGGGUUUGAAGCAUCUCCUGCAGCUGUCAACAAGCUUGGUGUAGACCAUCUCACCCAUGUUGCUGAAAUUAGAAAGUGGCGCCGUGCCUUUUUAAUUUCUCUGAUCUGUGGCAUUCCUACCAUGGUUGUCAUGGUUUACUUCAUGGCCUUUGCCGACAUGGACAAUCAUUGUUGCCUUAUUCCAGGGCUAUCCUUGGAAAAUCUUCUUCUAUUUAUUUUUGCAUCACCAGUUCAGUUUGUGGGUGGGCGACACUUCUAUUUGCCAGCAUUUCGGGCCCUGCAGCAUGGCAUGGCGAACAUGGACGUAUUGGUGAUGUUGGCAACUAACGUGUCCUACCUGUACAGUGUUAUCAUCCUGCUCUACUUUGUGGCCACUCGGUCUGACCACAGCCCCACCACAUUUUUUGACACUGUGCCCAUGCUCAUUGUCUUCCUUUGCCUUGGUCGCUGGCUUGAGCACCUUGCCAAGAGACAUACUUCAGAUGCUUUGACAAAGCUAAUAUCAUUGCAAGCCACUGAAGCUACUUUGUUAACAGUAAAUGAAGAUGGUGAUGUAUUAUCUGAGAAGAAAAUUGAUGUGAAUCUAAUACAGAGGAAUGACACGAUAAAGGUUGUCCCAGGGGAAAGAAUACCUGUGGAUGGCAAGGUUAGUGGUGGAUCAUCAAAUGUUAAUGAAGCUCACAUCACGGGGGAACCACUCCCCAUCUUCAAAACAGUUGGCUCCACUGUGAUGGCAGGCUCAAUUAAUGAGAACGGUGUCCUACUUAUUUGUGCAACUCAUGUUGGCAAGGACACAACCUUGGCUCAGAUUGUACGUCUUGUUGAGGAGGCACAGUCAUCUAAGGCCCCUAUUCAGCAGCUGGCUGACAAAAUUGCAGGCUACUUUGUUCCAACUGUGGUAGUCCUCUCAAUUUUCACACUGGCAGUGUGGCUUAUCCUGGGUUUUAUUAGGACAGAUCUAGUCUACAACUACUAUGGCAAGGCACAAGACAUGUCAGAAAGUGAAGUGGUCAUCCAAUUUGCAUUCCAGUGUGCUCUGACAGUGCUGUCAAUUGCUUGCCCAUGUGCUUUAGGCCUUGCCACACCAACUGCAGUUAUGGUAGGAACUGGGGUUGGUGCCACAAACGGCAUUCUUAUUAAAGGGGCUGAGCCACUGGAAGCCAUUUGCAAGGUGAAGUGCUUUGCAUUUGACAAGACUGGCACAAUUACAAAGGGGGCACCUGUUUUGGUGUAUGCUGGUCUGAUGACUCAUGUUAAGGCCCUAACACUAAAUGCCCUGAUGGCUAUUGUGGGGACUGCAGAGGCAAGUAGCGAGCACCCUAUUGCUAAAGCCAUCACGGAUUAUGCUAAGCAGUUAUUGCAGACAGACAUUCUUGGAAGCUGUGAAGGCUUUGAGGCAAUCUCAGGCUUUGGUCUGUCUUGCAAAGUUGGAAAUGUGGCCAGCACUUUAAAGAAUGCACCAGAGUAUGUGGAUGGACAGGAUUCGUAUUGUGUAGAAAUUCAGUACAUUGGAGAAGUGAACCAAGAAGGAAAUGAGCAAGACAAAUGGGACAAUACGUAUGACGUGCUUGUGGGCAACCGAGAAUGGAUGAAGAAGAACUCUGUUGAAGUGUUUUCUUCUGUUGACAGCUUGAUGGCCAAUAGGGAAAUGAUGGGGCAGACAGUUAUUUUGUGUGCCAUAAAUGGUGUUCUUGCAGGUAUACUUGCUGUGUCAGACACACUGAAGCCUGAGUCCAAAGCCACUGUGAGUGAACUGAAAGAGAUGGGCUUUAAGGUUGUUCUUCUGACUGGAGACAAUAAGCAGACUGCAUCAGCCAUUGCGCAACAGGUUGGCAUUGAUGAAGUGUUUGCUCAAGUUUUGCCCUCACACAAAGCAGAGAAAAUCCAAGACUUGCAGAAUAAAGGUUUCAAAGUCGCCAUGGUUGGGGAUGGCAUCAACGACUCACCUGCCUUAGUUAAGGCUGAUGUUGGCAUCGCCCUCUCCGACGGCACUGAUGUGGCAAUUGAAGCUGCAGACUUGGUCUUGAUUCGGAACAAUCUCUAUGAUGUGGUGGCUGCUGUUGAUCUUUCAAGGAAGACUGUGCGAAGAAUUCGAAUGAAUUUUUUUCUUGCUAGCAUCUACAACCUUGUGGGCAUUCCUCUUGCAGCAGGUGUCUUUAUGCCCUUGGGUGUUGCCUUAUUGCCAUGGAUGGGAGCAGCUGCUAUGGCCCUAUCCUCUGUUUCAGUAGUCACAUCAUCAUUACUCCUAUACUUGUAUCAAAAGCCUGUUUUGGCUAAAUCAUAUUCUCCAAGUGAGCCAGAAGAAUCACAAAGAAAAGACAUGGAGUUUGCUGAAGACAUUGUACAUGGGGCAAAGCCUCUCAGUGCAAGUGUGGCCAAAAACACCAAUGUCCAAGGAUCACCUCUGAGAGACUCAUUUUUGCCAGAAGUCUGCAUUCAGCAAGAACUUGAAGCAUUGUGCAAUGAUAACAUACAGCAGUUACUUUGAAUCCUACAAGGCAACCCUUCUUGGUUUAUAUUUUUCGUUCCCCUCCCCCCCCCCCCCCUUGCCUCAUGUGGAAAUAACAGUACUUACUGUAUUUGGGAUCAUUUACAUAUACAGAGCACACACAGUUGUUUGUGCUGGUUUUACUAUGGAUGCAUCAACAUUCCAGUUCACUGUGUUUUGAUACCAAAGUGCCAGUUUCGAAGUACUUAUUCUCUUGAAAACCUGCUAGCUGGCAAAGCUACACUUGUAGUUUACAGGGUACAAGAAAGUCUAGUAUGCUUCAAGAAUUUCCUGCAGGGCCUUGUGAAUACUCGAGCUUACCUGCUGUUGCUGCAGGAUGGACACAAAAUGUCCAGUUUUGGCUAGCUAAUGUGAAAACUUACCAUGCACGGCAGUUUGUUUACAUAUGCUGGGUGCCAUAUUUUGCCUAUUGCUCUGUCUUGACUACUUGCUGCCACAGUAGGUUUUCAGUGUAUAAAUAGCUGUCUUAUUGCAUCAGAUGUUGAAGCCGGAACUAUGUGAGAAAUGUUGGUUGCACUUAUCUGUGGCGCUGGUUUCACCAUUUUUAAACAGGUUUAACAGAUUUGGAUUUUGGAAAAAAGUUAACUUAGUGAAAAAGAAAGUGCUUAUGUUUAGCCAGUUCAGCUUUGUUCGAAGUCUGUCCCAAAAGUGCUGGCACUACGUUUAAAAAAAAUUAUUUCAGAAACUUUCAGAUACAUCAAUGUGGUCACCUUCAAAAUUCUCCCCAUUAGACACAAGGCACUAGUUCCACCUCUUCUUCUAUUGCUGAAAGCAUCCUUGAAAGCAUCCUUGGAAGCAUUUCAGCAGCGAUGUUGUGGCUUUUUGAAUUGUCGUCACAUCUCCAAAAUACCCUCCCUGGAGCAGCAGUUUGUAUUUGGGAACGAAAAAAGUUGCAAGGGCCUAAAUCUGGUGAGUAGGGAGGGUGUUGCAGCACAGUGAUGGAAUUACAUGCCAAAAACUCACAUGCUCAAUGCAGAGUGUGCAGGAGCAUUAUUGUGGUGCAGAAUCCAGUGCCCCUCUUUCGAAAAAUUCGGUCGCACUCGGUCUCCGUCUAGAAAGUUGAAUUGACAGUUUCACCUUCAGAUACAAAUUCAUGGUGCAAAAUUUCAUGGCAGUCAAGAAACAUGAUCAACAUGACUUCGAUUUUUUUUCUUCGUUCUUCCACACAUUUUUUUGGCCUUGGCUCAUUAUUCUUUUUCCACUUCUUGCUCUGUGACUUCAGCUCGAUCUUAUAUUCGUAAAUCGAAGUUUCGUUGCCAAUGAUGACCCUUCGCAAGAAUUUAUCACUGUUGUAUGAAGUUUUCCAAUAAAUGCACCAUUGGUUUCGUUACACGUUUUGCUCAGGAGUGAGCAGUUUCGGCAUCAUCUUGGUGCAAAUCUUUUUCAUUUACAAGUUUUCAGUCAAAAUCCGGUGCAUGGAUUACUUUCCCAAACCAAGUGCUUCUGAUAUCGUCAUAACAGUCAUUUGGCAGUCACUGAGCAUGACAGAACACACGCAAUAGAUGUUUUCAAACUCACACGAGGUGGAGGUGCUUCCUAAUCUUGCAUCAUCCUUGAAGUCUUCACGGCCAUUGCGAAAAUGUUGCACCCACUUGAACACAGGUCUUUCCUUUAGGGUAUCAUUUUCGUAGGCGUUUUGCAGCAUUUGAUUAAUUUCUGCACCACUCUUGCCCAAUUUCACAAAACUAUUUUAUAUUGAUACUUUGGUUCAUCCGGUUGUCGAUUUUAUUUCCAUUUUGACAAAGACUAAAGAUAGAUUGCACAAAAAAGUGCCUGCAUAAAAUUCUGCCUUGUCAUACAGCAGUCCGGCUCUGUCUGUCGUACUAGAGAUCAAAACCAGGUCCUUUUGAGUGUAGAGAGUGUGCCGCUACACCCUCUCCCACUUUCUUUCUGACUCACUGCAUGAACUUUUGGGACAGACCUUGUAUAGUGCAUUUGCCGCAGAUGUUAAGCUAGUGUCAAGUGAUAUUGUUUGUGGUGGCACAUCUUGUUUGUCCUCUAAUGGAGUACUGCUUAGCAAUGUGAGCAGACAACAGAGAAGUAACCAAAGGAGCUACUUCUGAGUGAUAUGUUGCUAGUAUAGAGAGAUCUCUCAUCCUGCAUCAACAUGAAUGAAGUCUGUGUGUAUAAAAGCAGCAUUUAUACUGAUAUUUCAUUUGCAUUGUUGACUUUCAAGUUGUACAUUGCAGAGGCGAAUGAAGAUGAACUUGUAGCUUUUGUCAG
This is a messenger RNA of Dermacentor silvarum, 6415 nucleotides long. RefSeq names its product copper-transporting ATPase 2-like. Gene Ontology annotation, molecular function: P-type divalent copper transporter activity; ATP hydrolysis activity; ATP binding. Bases 167 to 4171 code for a protein of 1334 amino acids. Gene Ontology annotation, biological process: monoatomic cation transport; copper ion homeostasis. Lineage: Eukaryota; Metazoa; Arthropoda; Arachnida; Ixodida; Ixodidae. The record is from RefSeq and is a predicted model, not a curated record. Gene Ontology annotation, cellular component: membrane. The transcript has 21 exons.